UUCUUGCCUCUUCUUCCUUCCAAACUCCCUUAUUAAUUAUGCCGGUGCACAUCAUACCAAUAAUGAUAAUGCCUACCAUCUAAUAUCCAUUCGAGACUCACCCAUUUCUGGCAAGCACAAACCCCUGGAGAAACUACUUAAAAGUUCGAUGUCAAAGUGGAUCUUAGCGAAAUUGGUUAUAACCAUCAUCCCCGAGCUGUUCAUGCCCCAAAGAUUGUCUUCUGGAAGGAUUUGCGGAACUUAAUAAAACCCAAACUAGAGAAAGCGAGAGAGACCUUGAGGACUUUCCACGGUUCAAGGCCUGGUAGUUUCGACAAUUCAAAGUUCAUGCAACCCAUGCCAGUGCUUUCCUUUUAACUGACUCUCAUGCGCUUGCGAUAUCCACCAAUUCCACCUACGACAAGCAAGCCAUCGAUUCCCCCACGCCGCACAUCAAGAAACUACAAAGGGCCCUUGAUCUAUUACAGCUUCUCCUAUCAUUGAAAUACUAAACCGAAAACGUCACAAGUUGUCCGUCCAUUCUACUUGAUCGUCGAAAGCCCUUCUUGCUCUAGCGGGUCAAGACCCGCACUACCGAUUCUUGGUAACGGCUUCUUUUACUACCCUUGGACCCUUUCUCAGACAUCCCAUUACAUCUCUCUACCUGAUCAUUCUCUUGAUCUUUCAAUUCGCUGCUUUCACUCAUUUGCAAUUUCGCGGAGGACUUCCAAAACAUAUCAUUAUCACCUCGAUCGUUACCUACCACCAUCGACAUUCACGUACAUGAAUGCUCUGGUUAACAUAAGGAAGCUCUCGUAGAGCUAUAUACGCAGCAUCAUUGGUAAGUGAAUCUCCUGAUACUCACUGACCUUGACAUGCAAUCUUUGGAUGUGUCGAAGGAGAUUGCUAACACAGCCAAUUUCAUCCAGUAUUCACUGUCGGUCAUUUAACACGAAUAUCUAUUUACUUAAACUCAUAUAUACAUUACUUCAAUUCAUACAUCACACCUCGAUCUACAAACAUGACAGUCGCCUACGAUUUGACCCACCGAGGGACUUCGGCCCCUCAAACUUCAGCAGGACAAGCUUUGGAAGACAGGUUCGAAGUGCUGAAGGAUAUUGGAGAUGGUAGCUUUGGUAGUGUUGUUCUAGCACGAGUACGCGGGGCGGGAGCUAGCGUAGCUCGACGUGGAACAAUUGUAAGUCUAAGCAAGGUUGGUAGAGGAAUUGCUUAAGCUGACGGAACGAUUAUAGAUUGCUAUCAAGACGAUGAAGAAAACCUUCGAAUCAUUCCAACCAUGUCUAGAACUACGAGAAGUUGUCUUCUUGAAGACGUUACCGCCUCACCCACACCUUGUUCCUGCAUUGGAUAUAUUCCUCGACCCUUUCACCAAAAAGUUGCAUAUUGCUAUGGAGUACAUGGAUGGCAACUUAUAUCAAUUGAUGAAGGCUCGUGAUCACAAGUGCCUGGACGUUUCUAGUGUCAAGAGUAUUCUCUUCCAAAUUAUGCAAGGGCUUGAGCAUAUUCACGCCCAUCAUUUCUUCCAUCGCGAUAUCAAACCAGAGAAUAUUCUCGUUUCCACAUCAGCGCAGGAUUCAGGGAACUCUUUCCGACGAUACUCUGCUAUGGUUACCCCCCCUUCCACACCGCCAGCGUACACCGUCAAGAUUGCCGAUUUCGGUCUUGCACGAGAAACUCAUUCGAAGUUACCUUACACAACCUACGUAUCGACGAGAUGGUACAGAGCACCAGAAGUAUUAUUAAGAGCAGGCGAGUAUUCGGCUCCAGUGGAUAUUUGGGCGAUUGGUGCCAUGGCAGUGGAAAUUGCAACUCUGAAGCCUUUAUUCCCUGGAGGAAACGAAGUCGAUCAGGUUUGGAGAGUGUGUGAAAUUAUGGGUAGCCCAGGAAACUGGUACAACAAAGCAGGCGAGAGAGUUGGUGGAGGUGAUUGGAGAGAGGGUACGAGAUUGGCUGGGAAACUUGGAUUUUCGUUCCCAAAAAUGGCGCCACAUGCCAUGGACACAAUUCUUCAGACUCCUCAAUGGCCGGCAUCAUUGGCAAAAUUCGUCACGUGGUGCCUAAUGUGGGAUCCCAAGAGUCGACCAACAUCAACUCAAGCGAUGGCUCACGAAUUUUUCACUGAUGCUGUGGAUCCAUUAAGGCCAAAGUCUUCAUCGAGGAUACUCGGUCGCAAACAGUCCGACCUAAGUUACCGUAGCUCAAAAGAAUUCCCCGAAACAACACCAACCUCGACAACAAAACCCUCCUGGUUCAGAAAAUCUUUGAUCGGCAGAAAUGAUAAUUCUAACACCGCUACUAUUCAAACAAAAGAAAAGGAGAGCUUGGUAACAAAGCCUUCACCGGUACUUACACCUACAAUUAGUGAGAUUCCUAUUGCUAAGACACGUCAGCCUGCCGCUAAGCGGUCAACGUGGGCCAGCGGGGCUACUAACGCAGCGCCAAUGCCGAUUUUGCCGACAAUCAAACCCAUCUCGCCAAUCUCUGAUACCGCAACAGCACAAGCAAGCAGCAGAACACCAUCAUACAACGAUCUCUACUCUGGACAAAAUGAUAAGGGUUCGAAGAAAAUUGGUCGUCAACUAUCAGUUGCCUCAAGCACGAAUCAUUAUGCGGAAAUUCAUCGACAACAAGCAGAAAUGGCACUGAGUGGAAAUUCUGGAUUAGUAUCUCCUCCAGGUGGCCAUAAAGAAAGCUUCUUCUCUCACCUAAGAAAACGUGCGAGAAGGUUCUCUGGUCGACAAUCUCAAACUCCCAUGUCACCAAAAUCAAUGGAUCUUGAAUCGCAGGCUGGAUGUGGACCUUGGUCGAGCAAUCGAUCAUCGAUGGUAUUGGAUGUUAAUCAGCCUUCUAGCCCUGCCGCGCAGAAAGUCGAUUCUUCCGAGGCAUUGGACAAGGCGCUGCGCAACGUCCAGCAAAACUUGGAUUCCCCACAAAGUACAAAUUCCCCGCCCAUACCACCUACUCAUCAAAUUCACCCAAGCAGCGUUCUGAAGAGACAUCACUCUGUGCCUCACCAACAAGCACCUCGCUCAACUGCUGAUAUUCCAAGAUCUGUUGCACCCAUACCCACUAGGAAUAGGAGGAGCCAAUUGCCGGGCGUUCAACAAUAUGAGACUCCUGAUGAGGAGGACGAAUUGCUUGACGAAGCGCAAAUCUCCACGAAGACGACGAUGAUGAAGCGUGGGAAUUCAGUCCAAACCGAUCAUCGAAAACCCUUAAGGCAAUCACAUAGUAAUACUGGUUUAAAUCCAUACCCUACACCUUCUCCGUCCGCUAAUGGUAAUUCGGUACUUUUUGGUCAAGGGUUAAACAAUGCUUCACCAACUCCAAAACCACAUGGACCUGGCAAGCAAUCUUCAACACCACCAUAUGACUAUGAAGAAAAUGAAUGGGCAGCAUCUGCCGCCGCUAGUAUCUUCGCAGCACAAAGUCGAUUUUAGACGAUCCUCUAUCGUCAAAUUUGUAAAAUACUUUGGAGGAAAAGUUUCGGGGCAUUUACAUUGCAUGGUGUUUGGGUAAUAGGGAGGGUUCAGUUUUGUUCAAACGUUCUUUGUGACAUCAGUUUACUACCAGUACCGCUGGGUCUAGCGAGUUCAUCUGCGGCGUUUUAAUGUUGAUAUCGAAACCUUCUUUUGAUUUUUAUUUUCCAGCUUCAUACCCCUGAGCAUAGUAGCGCCUAUAGAAGCGCUUCUUGGUGUUCAUUUUUUCUCGUCUUCUAAAUACCCUUUUAUAGACUGCACUAAAUUUUGUUUUCCGAAGAAGAUUCAAUGGAAAAAAACUGCUUCACAGCACUCAAACAAUAUCUCAUUUGUCAUUAAAUUUUUCAUAUGGAUGUGGCCUGUAGCAAAUUCUCUUGAAUGCCAGGACCGAAUUAUAUACACCGUUCUUUUCUUAUUUUUCAGGGUCAAAUGCGGAUUUUAGGCGAGCCACGUGGCGACCGUUAAUUGGAGGAGGUGAAUCUGUUUAUCAACAGAGGCCUCACAAUUAUUUACUGUCCACAUGUUUCGAAGACUAGCUUCAACAAAAAAAUAUGGGUAUGGGAAAGGGAUCUGGGUAUUACCGCUUUGGCGGGACGGGCAGAGGAAGGGUUUAAGGGUAUGCAUAUUUGUGGUGGGGUGUGGGGUUGUACAUCAUCAUCUACCUAAUUGUUUAUUUAUUUUCCUUGUUUUCUCCUCUUAUUAUUUCCUUUGUCGUAUAUAACUGGUCGGGACUAUCCUGGGAACUGUAAGGACUGUAAGGCUUGUAAGGCUUUCCUGCAGGAAGGAUUUUCUGGGGAACAAACAUGCUCGUUCCUGGAUAUGAGGUGGGGGAGGUCCUUGGAAGGAUCGCCUGGGUCUACGUAGUAGAGAUGCUUUUCAUGCAUGCAUGGAUCGGUUGAUGCAUGGAUGGUGGAUUUGGAUGGUUCUUAUUCGCUGUUUAUGCUUUGCUUUGCUUUGCUGUAUUGGCUUGCGAGGUUGGGAUUGCCGUGGUUGGGACUACUGGUCGGUAUGUUCUUUGUCUUUGUCACUGUCUGUCACUGUCAUGGUCAUUGAAGGGAGAAAGUCGUAUGGAAGUAGCUUUAUAGGCAUGCUGCUGUGUUGAAGGUGAUGGAUGUGGAUGGAUGGAUGGAUUUCCUGAAUCGUCAAGGGAGUGCGGAAUUGUAUUUACACUGUAGAUGGUGAUGAGGCGAUUGUGGGGAUUCGAUGGAUGAUAGGUAUAUAGGUAUAUAGAUAGGUAGGUUGAUGGAUCGAUGGAUGGAGGAAGGAAGAAGUGAAGGAAGGAAGGAAAUAUAGAUUAGGCUGGGCUAGGCUAGGCUAAGCUAG
This is a messenger RNA of Sclerotinia trifoliorum, 4802 nucleotides long. Lineage: Eukaryota; Fungi; Ascomycota; Leotiomycetes; Helotiales; Sclerotiniaceae. The record is from the annotation of a GenBank genome assembly.